AUGGCUGCCGCGAACGCCCCGAUCGCCAUGAAGGAGGCGCUCACGGUGAGUGCUCGCCAUUCCCGCUCGUCGAGUUGUCCUCCGAGAGGGGUCUAAAUUGCGACGGAAACGCUGAUUUCAAACUGUUUUGCCGGUUCGCCUGAGACUGUUGGAAGUUGACGGGGACGGAUCGUGAAUUUAUGCUUUUCGUAUCCUUUAUUUUUGUUUCUUCAAUCGGUGAAUUCCUUCAGGAGUCUCGGAUUUUUCAGAUUCGUGGAAGAGAACAGGGGUGUCGUUUGGUUCGGGCGGAUGCCCUGUGUUUAUUUUACAGUUCUUUCACCACCUUCUCAUCCUGUUACGAAAAAUCAGGUUUUAGAGCGUGAACAGUUUUUGCGGUGGUUUCAUGACAGUCCACUGAUGCGAUCAUCCUGUGGAUGGUUGCAUAUUUUUUGGUCUCGUUUCCCUUUUUAACGUGUAUUUUAUUUUUCCUGCAUUCAUUUCAGCUUACAAGCCUCGGGAUCAAUCCUCAAUUUGUCACGUUCACGCAUGUAACGAUGGAAUCAGACAAGUACAUAUGUGUCAGGGAAACCUCGCCACAAAAUAGUGUUGUUAUCAUCGACAUGCAGAUGCCAAUGCAACCGCUGAGGAGGCCAAUCACUGCCGACUCCGCACUGAUGAACCCUGGCUCUAGGAUUCUAGCCCUCAAAGGUUACCAUCCACGAACUUCUGCGUAGUAGCGUACUCAAUUUUCGAUGCCUAUGUUGGAAUUAUUAUAAUUUAUUUAUUUUCAAUACGAUGUUCUCAUGUAUGACAUAUUACUGUUAGUGACCUUUCUACUGGAAAUGAGGGCACAUUAUAAAAUUGUUGGUAACAUGGUUUCUGCCUUUUUUUAAAAACUUUUGGAGGAACUGUACUAUUCACCUCAUAAAAUCCCCUUGGAGAAGCAAAGAAACAUUCCUCAUUAUGCGAGUGAGCCUUUGUUUGGAUCCAGCACAAUUUUUUUUAAUUUUCAGUGGAUGUGCAUGUGCAUUUUCCUUUUCUACACUUUGUUGCUCUACCCUUUUUAAUCACAUCUUAUUGUUACCGUCCUUGGAUUCGUACAAAUUAGUUGUGUUGGGAAAUAGAAAAGAGGUCUUGAUGUUAGUGGGGUUCAAAAGAAAAGAUCCUUCCUCACAAUCUCUUUGACUUUUCCUGUGUUACUUGCCCUUGUAUGCUUGUUUUUCAUAUUUAAUUGAGGAUUUUGUUGCUUUUUCCCUCUGAUUGAACUGAAUAUUCUCUUUUUAACAUUCAAUUAUUUAUUGCACGAUUUUUGAGAUUUCAUUUACUACUGCCACAUAAGACAUCAGUAAUUUUGAAUAAGGUCGCCACUUCCACUCCCUGCUUAGUGGACGUAGCUUCUGUUGACAUAAUUUGGUCCAAUUUAUUUUAGAGCUAUAGGGGGCACCUGCUAAUCAUUUGGGGCUUUAAGCUGAUGACUUAUGCAACUUUGAUUCUAAAGCCGUGAUUCCUUUAAUGGCUGCUGUACACGAUAAAAAAUGUUGAAUAAUCGUGUAAAAAGUUAAACUACAAGUACAGAAGAUUUCACUCUUGCAAGAAAAAAAAAAUGCUGAGGCUGUAACCGGAAAAUGACUGAUCUAGGAAAUCGAUUUGAUCCUCUAAAGUUGCAAUUGAAGAUAGGGAACUAUCAGCUAACUGGAAUUGGACAUUUUAAAAUGCUCUUUCACACCUGUAUAACAAGUUUAUAGUUCUAGCAAUUUGUUUUCUCUCCCUUGAGGUGUAAGUGAGAGUAUGUGCUGCUUUCUGAUAAGGUAUUUUUCCCGGAUUCACCUCACCUGUGUUGUUGCAUACUGGAGAUUAGGCAAAAAAUCCCCAAUUAAGGAAAAAAAAAACUUGUUCUUCACUUGCCAUCAAAAUAAUAUGCUUCAUCUUUGGUUGCCAGUCUUUUGCACAAUGGGAACGGUCAGCUUUCCUUUGGAAAGAGCUAUUGACCCGGAUCUCCCAAUAUCAUGAAUAAUUUGACGAGGUGUAAAAUUUCAAGGUUGCGAAAAAGCAGAAAAUUUCAAAAAUACGUUGGGAAAUUUUGUAAGAUGAAAGCAUAUUGCAUGUUAAUAUAUCAGAAAAAAAAUCCUUAAUUAUGGUGCACAUCGAAUGCCCUAAUAUCUCCAAUGUACUCGAGUGGAGAACUGCGAGGUUCACUUCUUUUGAAAAUAAUUUGAUAAGAUUAUUGGUAGACUUACAUAGAGCUUCAUUUAAGUAUACAUACACACAUCAAAACUUAACUGUAGAGGGUUUUUUUUAUUUAUAUCAUAGAAUUGCUUCUGUGCCAACAAGUAACGUUUCUUUCGGUAUAUAUACAAUAAUUUGAAGAUAUUUAUUCUCAUGUGAAACGCUCAUUUGUUCUUGUACUCAAUUCACCGACUAAUUUCAGGUCUGCUUUCUUUGAGAUGAUGAUGAUAAAAUAUAUACUUUCUCUGUGGACAUUAUUUUUAUCUGUUAUUUUGGUUGUAUUCUUUUCUGUCAGUAACAUCUUUGUUAGAAGAAUGUUCUUAAUGUUUGGUUCCUGGGGAUUUUCCCUAUAUAGCUCAACUUCCGGGAACAACUCAGGACCACCUCCAAAUAUUCAAUAUCGAGCUGAAGGCUAAGAUGAAGUCGUAUCAAAUGCCUGAGCAGGUGAACACUGGAUGUAACUAUUUCCUGGUUCUGAUUUUCUUUUCAUGCUUUAAAUAUUUUCUCAUGAAAAUGAAAAACAAUUAUUUUACUACAUAAUGUCUUCAGGUUGUUUUUUGGAAGUGGAUCACCCCUAAGAUGUUGGGACUUGUUACACAAACGUCAGUGUAUCAUUGGUCACUAGAUGGUAAUUAGUUAUCCUCAAUGACAUUGCUUUUCAGAUCUUUUAUGUGGAUAAGCUUCAUUUUGCCUUUUACCAACUUCUGUUCCACGGAUUAUUAGAUGGUUCUCCAUCUUGUAGGUGAUUCUGAACCAGUAAAGAUGUUUGAAAGAACUGCAAAUUUGACAAAUAAUCAAAUCAUCAACUAUCGUUGUGAUCCAUCGGAAAAAUGGUUGGUGUUGAUUGGAAUCGCACCUGGUUCUCCAGAGGUAUAAAUCUAAUUGGUGCUUCCUUAUUUUUAUGAACAGCUUUUUUUGGUGUUAUUGUCUGUUUCUUUCUCCUACUUGUUCUCACGAAGCAUUUGGUAAUUGAAUAUUGGGUGGAGAAUUUGACGUAAGUUGAUCCCACUGAUAUCCAACGUCCGUCCUUUGAUUGACUGACUAUUUAACUGCUGUUCUGACAAGGAGCUGCAAACUCAUUCCCGUGGAGGCGACCCUGUGUUUAUUAUCCAAAAAAAUUAUAGAAUUUGAGUACCUCUGCAAUUUGAGACAGCUGAUUGCCAGAUUUCGUUUAGACAUCAGGUUGACUUCUUCUCGUAUCUUAAAAAUUCACCUUUUGCAGAGACCACAAUUAGUUAAGGGGAACAUGCAACUUUUCUCUGUGGAUCAGCAACGUAGCCAAGCACUUGAAGCUCAUGCUGCAUCGUUUGCCUCAUUUAAUGUAAGCCUCUUUCACAACCUUUUUCAUGCGAUAUGAUUCUCUUAAUGUUGUCGGUCGUUGAUUUUGAUGCUGGUAUCUUAUAUUUUGGUUGUAUUUCCUAGGUUCCGGGAAGCGAGAAGCCCUCAAUUCUUAUUUCUUUUGCCUCAAAGACUGUAAAUGCUGGGCAAAUCAUUUCAAAGCUUCAUGUGAUUGAGCUUGGUGCUCAACCAGGUUUGUCUUAUGCUCCAAAAUUCUAUCUAUUUUUAUAUUAUGAAUUUCCAAAACGCUUAUGGGAUCAUACCUACGUUUUGUCUAAGUUGACAUGAAACAUAUAUUUUACAUUGUAAAUGCUAUAUUCACAUCGGUUGUCCCUUCUUCCAACCUCCUCUGUUGACCAGGCAAACCAGGUUUUACAAAGAAACAGGCAGACCUCUUCUUUCCUCCUGAUUUUGCUGAUGACUUCCCAGUGGCGAUGCAGGUUCUCACAAUGCUACAAAACUUAGUUUAUUUUUUUACCCUAUCAAAUUAUUGAGUUGUUGAAUUGAUCUGUGGCAGAUCUCAAAUAAGUACAGUUUGAUAUAUGUGAUCACAAAGCUUGGACUGCUAUUUGUUUAUGAUCUGGAAACAGCUACUGCUGUUUACAGAAAUCGCAUUAGUGCAGAUCCUAUAUUUUUGACAUCGGAAGCUUCAUCAAUAGGAGGGUUUUAUGCUGUGAAUAGGAAAGGUCAGGUGCUGCUCGCAACUGUCAAUGAUGCAACAAUCGUGCCCUUUGUCAGUGGCCAAGUAUGUCUCAAUGUCUAUAGUUUCUUGAUUUGGAGCGCAGUAAUUUGAAUACGGCCCUUACAAUCGUUUGGAACAUUGCAGUUAAACAAUCUGGAGCUGGCUGUUAAUCUUGCCAAAAGAGGAAAUCUUCCAGGAGCAGAAAAUUUGGUAAUUAUGUUUGUCUGAUUUUUUCACUGUUUAUGAAUUGACAUAGCAAUAGAUGGAGAUAGAGAGUAUCUUUCACUUAGCUAUUCAUCAUUGUCUUGAAACAUCUAUUUGUUUGUUGUAGUGGUUGGUAAGUUUUUCCAAUAUUUUUUGUCAUCUAGGUUCUCUCUAUUGCAGAUUCAUGUAUGCAUCAGCUAAUUGCUAGUUGAAUUUGAUUUAGUAGAUGAAUUAUUUUUCUUUAAGUUGAUUGAUUUCUUAUUCAAAAUAUAGACUUUCUGGAAAUGCAACAUACAAAAAAUAUGGAAAAUAGAAACAAGCCCUUAGUUGGAUGAAGAAUUGUUGAGGCAGCAUGGGUCAUUCUUUUUAUAGUUGUGGACAAUAGCGUUAAUGGAUGCAGUGAGAAAACAGUGGUAUCUAUUGUUGAUGCAUGUUUUGACAGAAAUUCCGAGGUAUUGUCAUGUUGGCUACGCAUAGAUAUGGGGCUUUUAAUAAGGUCUGGGUAUCGUGGCUUCUAUAUGUUUUCCCUUGAACAUUGGCAUCUUGUCACACCACCAGUGUUGGCUAAAAUUGCGUUUUUUUAGGUAACAUAAUCCAGUAUGAUUUCUUACCCUAUUUCUCUGUCACAGGUUGUGCAACGCUUCCAGGAGUUGUUCUCACAGACAAAAUAUAAGGAGGCUGCAGAACUUGCUGCCGAGUCUCCUCAGGGCAUUCUUCGCACACCAGAGACUGUUGUGAAAUUUCAGGUCCUGAUUUGCUGUUAUUAUUUAAUGGUGCCUGCGUGUAUUAUCUCUUUAAUAGUUAUCUGGCUUGUCUUUGUGGCAUUCUGCAAUGUAUUUUGGUUCCUGUGUAUUUUAACAAUAGUUGUUUCUUUGUUUUCUUGUUCUUUUUUAAAGAGCAUGCAUGCAAAAGAAAAACUGGUCCCUCUCUAACGAUGCAUCUCAUGACUUGCCGUUUAUGAAGUUUUACAAAUUUAAAUACCCUUGUGCAGAGUGUUCCAGUGCAAGCUGGACAAACUCCACCACUGUUACAGUAUUUUGGCACACUGUUAACCAGAGGGAAACUCAACACAUUUGAGUCUCUGGAGUUGUCCCGGCUUGUUGUUAAUCAGAACAAGAAGAACCUAUUAGAAAAUUGGUUAGCUGAGGACAAGCUCGAGUGCAGUGAAGAACUCGGAGAUCUUGUGAAGGUGAGCUCUGGUGCCAGUUCUUUUUCGUAAGGGAUAUCUCUGUCAUAAUGAACUUUAGAUAUACGUAGUUCAAUAUUUUAAACAUUAUGAAAAAUAUUUUUUUAAUAUUUUCUUUUUUCUUUUGAUUGCAGACUGUGGAUAAUGACCUUGCACUGAAAAUAUAUAUUAAAGCAAGGGCCACUCCAAAAGUAGUUGCAGCUUUUGCGGAAAGGAGGGAAUUUGAUAAGAUUCUUAUCUAUUCAAAGCAGGUAUUUUCAGUGCUUGCAAUAUCGGAAUGCUUCAGUGUAACAAUCACUCCUAUAUUUAUCAGUCCAUUUUGAUUCAGAGCUAAGAUUCUCUCACAGCAAUCCUUGGAGCACUCAUUCAUUUUUCUCUUCUCCUGAAUCCAGGUUGGAUACACACCUGACUAUCUUUUCCUCUUGCAAACAAUCCUGCGAUCAGAUCCUCAGGUAUCAUGUCUCAAAUUCCUUACGAAUGCUUUCAAAUUUUAGGUCUAAGUGUUGAGCAAUUACAUGCAACAAUUUUCUCCGCAUUAAAGUAGAGGACUUAGUUAAUAUUAAGAUGAUUAUACUUGAACUUUGUCUAUCCUUUGUGGCCAGAUAUUAUCCAUGUUGCUUUUGGACGUUUUUUUUCCUUCGUUUUUUGUGCUCUGUGAAUUUCAUGCCAUUUUAUUUCUUAGAUCGUUUGUCAACAACAAAUUCUUAAUGCAGGGUGCAGUUAAUUUUGCUCUCAUGAUGUCACAAAUGGAAGGCGGUUGCCCUGUUGACUACAAUACAAUUACAGACCUUUUCCUGCAGGUCUGCCCAAUCAUUUCCCCAUUUUGUGCCCAUAUUUUGACUGGGUGUCAAAAAAAAUAUUUGAGAAGCUAAUAUCUUUUUCCUUCGUAAAAUUUAUUAAUUACUUUUAUGUUCCUCUGUUAUGUUUUAGAGGAACAUGAUUCGAGAGGCAACAGCCUUCUUGUUGGAUGUUUUAAAACCGAACUCACCAGAGCACGCUUUUCUUCAAACUAAGGUCAUCAUUGCUGCCUUCUACUGUCUCUAUAAUGUUUUUUUACAAAAAAGCAGAAAAUUUAUAUUCUCUAUUCUCUUCUUUCAUGUUUACGCCGCUAACUUUCUUUGGUAUCAUUCAUGAUAGGUCUUAGAGAUCAAUCUUGUGACAUAUCCAAAUGUUGCAGAUGCUAUAUUAGCAAAUGGAAUGUUUAGUCAUUAUGAUCGCCCCCGGAUAGCUCAAUUGUGUGAAAAAGCUGGCCUUUAUAUGCGAGCCCUUCAGGUUUGAUCUUUCUCAUUUGUCUGAAUCUCACAGGUGAAUUUCACGUCCUUUUAAUUAACAGAUAACUUCAUAUUGUCAGCAUUACUCUGAGCUGCCAGAUAUCAAGCGAGUUAUAGUGAACACUCAUGCGAUUGAGCCCCAGGUUUGCUUUCGAUUAUUGUCUUCUUUUGUUUAGAGAAAUUUAUUUUUGGUUCUAAAUUAUAUAACAUUUUAGGCACUUGUUGAGUUUUUUGGAACUCUUUCAAAAGAGUGGGCGCUGGAGUGUAUGAAAGAUCUUCUCUUGGUGAAUUUGAGGGGAAAUCUGCAGAUAAUUGUGCAGGUAUUUUUCUCUUAACUGUCCCAAUAAGGUUUAUUGGGAAUAGUUUGUGAGGUUCCAAUUAACUUCUCCUCUGCAGGCAGCUAAAGAGUACUCAGAGCAGCUUGGUGUUGAUUCGUGCAUAAAGCUUUUUGAGCAAUUUAAGUCAUACGAGGGUCUGUACUUCUUCUUGGGAUCAUAUCUAAGCUCCAGGUGCCUACAUGAAGAAACCCCCUUUUUCCCCAAACACGACUUUUUCAUUUCUUUGUGCGAUGAUUUUCAUUGGUUCUGACUCUUUUUUCAUUGUACAGCGAAGACCCUGGUAUUCACUUCAAAUAUAUUGAGGCUGCAGCCAAAACUGGUCAAAUUAAGGAAGUUGAACGUGUCACCAGAGAAUCUAACUUCUAUGAUCCUGAGAAGACAAAAAAUUUUCUGAUGGAGGCAAAAUUACCAGAUGCACGGCCACUCAUUAACGUUUGUGACCGCUUUGGUUUUGUUCCUGAUCUUACCCACUAUUUGUACGCAAAUAAUAUGCUUCGGUACAUUGAGGGCUAUGUUCAGAAGGUACGAUUUAGUUUGAAGGACUCUAUCUGCUAUUUAAUGUAUCACUUGGAUUUGAUAUCCUUUAAUAUAUGUGAUAGUUGUUUAUUUAACUUUGGAAUUGGGAAGAUGAAGUUACACAUCUCUAUCUCAGGUCAAUCCUGGAAAUGCUCCUCUAGUUGUUGGUCAACUGUUAGAUGAUGAGUGUCCAGAAGAUUUCAUCAAGGGUCUUAUCCUUUCCGUGCGUUCUCUUCUUCCAGUGGAGCCACUCGUGGAUGAAUGCGAGAAGAGGUACUCCAUAGCUUACUUACGAAGAAAUAUCUUCUAUGAUCUUUGUUUUGACUGAUUGCGUGACUAAAUGCUAGGAAUCGCCUUCGGCUGCUUACCCAAUUCUUGGAGCAUCUAGUGAGUGAAGGGAGCCAAGAUGUGCAUGUACACAAUGCGUUGGGUAAAAUAAUCAUAGAUAGCAACAAUAACCCUGAGCACUUCCUCACAACCAACCCAUACUAUGAUUCGCGUGUUGUGGGCAAGUACUGCGAGAAAAGGGACCCUACACUUGCGGUUGUUGCAUACAGGAGGGGACAAUGUGAUGAAGAACUCAUCAAUGUCACUAACAAAAACUCGUUAUUUAAGCUGCAAGCCAGGUUGGUAUAUUAUUCUUAUCUCUUUCCUCCAGAAAAAAGAGAGUGUAGCCGUUUAGCUGAGUCUUAGUUUGUUGCUUACAGAUAUGUGGUGGAAAGGAUGGAUGCCGAUCUGUGGGAGAAGGUUCUCCUCCCUGAUAACGAAUAUCGACGACAGCUUAUCGAUCAAGUUGUGUCUACUGCUUUGCCUGAAAGCAAGAGCCCAGAGCAGGUUUCUGCUGCUGUUAAAGCUUUCAUGACUGCAGAUCUUCCACAUGAGCUUAUCGAGCUGCUUGAAAAGAUUGUCCUCCAAAAUUCUGCCUUCAGUGGGAACUUUAAUUUGCAAAAUCUUCUGAUUCUAACAGCCAUUAAAGCUGAUACUUCAAGGGUCAUGGAUUAUGUAAAUAGAUUAGACAAUUUUGAUGGACCUGCGGUUGGUGAGGUGGCCGUUGAAGCACAGCUUUAUGAAGAGGCCUUUGCAAUAUUUAAGAAGUUCGACUUAAAUGUACAGGCAGUCAAUGUCCUCCUUGAUAACAUCAGAAGCAUUGAACGUGCUGUGGAAUUUGCUUUCCGUGUUGAAGAAGAUGCUGUCUGGAGUCAGGUGGCCAAGGCUCAACUUAGGGAAGGUCUUGUGAGUGAUGCAAUCGAGUCAUUUAUUCGCGCAGAUGAUGCAACGCAUUUCCUGGAUGUUAUUCGAGCUGCUGAGGACGCAAAUGUGUAUCAUGACCUUGUGAAGUACUUGUUGAUGGUUAGGCAGAAGGUCAAGGAGCCGAAGGUAGACAGUGAGCUCAUCUAUGCAUUUGCCAAGAUUGACAGACUGGGUGAUAUUGAAGAAUUCAUUCUUAUGCCUAAUGUUGCUAACCUUCAAAAUGUUGGUGACCGUCUCUAUGAUGAAGCCUUAUAUGAGGCGGCAAAGAUCAUAUUUGCUUUCAUUUCCAACUGGGCCAAGUUGGCUAGUACUCUGCUGAAGCUAAGGCAAUUUCAAGGCGCGGUUGAUGCAGCUCGUAAAGCUAACAGUGCAAAGACGUGGAAGGAAGUCUGUUUUGCUUGUGUGGAUGCUGAGGAGUUCCGUCUGGCUCAAAUAGCUGGUCUCAAUAUCAUAGUACAGGUACUUGUUUUGUUACUCCCUCUACACCUGUUCCUUUGGUUCGCUUCAGGACAUGUAAUUAUCACAUUGCAUGUCAAACUAUACGUUAGUCAGUACGUAUCUAAUCCAGUCAAUCUGUUAUGUUGUGUUGCUAAAUUACCAAUUCAAAAUUGUCCAUUCUUAUCCUCAUUCUGGGCACAUUCUGGCCGAUUCAUCCCUUUCUGAAUUCAAUAGAUUAUUGUCACCUUAUCCUGACCCACUUUCUGAUUUUUAGCUUCUUGUUGGUGCCUAGUGUUGCUUCUGUGUUGCAUGGAUAAUUGUGUAGGUCAUGAUAAUGAUAAUGGUAACCCUUAAUCUUUUGAUGUCCAUCUUGUAGGUGGAUGACAUGGAAGAAGUCAGCGAGUAUUAUCAGAAUAGAGGAUGUUUCAACGAGAUUAUCUCUCUCAUGGAGAGCGGCCUCGGAUUGGAUCGCGCCCACAUGGGCAUUUUCACAGAGUUGGGUGUUUUAUAUGCAAGAUAUCGACAUGAGAAACUCAUGGAGCACAUCAAACUUUUCUCAACUCGCCUGAACAUUCCCAAGCUCAUAAGAGCAUGUGACGAGCAGCAACACUGGAAGGAGCUAACCUAUCUUUAUAUUCAGUAUGAUGAGUUCGACAAUGCUGCCACAACAAUCAUGAAUCACUCUCCCGAAGCAUGGGAUCACAUGCAGUUCAAAGAUGUUGCGGUUAAAGUGGGGAACGUUGAACUGUACUACAAAGCAGUUCACUUCUACUUGCAGGAGCAUCCUGACCUUAUCAAUGAUGUCCUCAAUGUGCUUGCCCUUCGCAUUGAUCAUACACGUGUGGUAGAUAUAAUGAGAAAGGUGUGCUCACGUCUUUGCCAUUUGCUGUUACACUCAUCAGGCCUAGCAUUUUAUGCGACUUCAGCUAGGAAGAUACGAUGUGGGAGGAAAUCUUCUUCUUCAUAUUCUUAAUAUUAUUGCAUUUUAAUAUUCCCGUGUAUUUUCAGGCUGGUCAUUUACGCCUGGUGAAGCCAUACAUGGUCGCAGUUCAGAGUAACAACGUGGCUGCUGUGAACGAGGCUCUGAAUGAAAUUUAUGUGGAGGAGGAGGAUUAUGACAGGUUGAGAGAAUCAAUUGACAUGCACGACAACUUUGAUCAGAUAGGCCUCGCCCAGAAGGUAAAAUUUUGUUUUCUCUACCUAGUUGGUAGGUUCUUUCGGAAUUUUAUGCUGUUCGGCUAAAUUCCUACUUGCAAAAUGUCAUCAGACUGAAAAACACGAGCUUCUUGAGAUGCGGCGCAUUGCUGCAUACAUUUACAAGAAAGCUGGCAGAUGGAAGCAGUCUAUUGCACUGUCCAAGAAGGACAAGCUGUACAGGGAUGCCAUGGAGACGUGCUCCCAGUCUGGUGACCGUGAGCUUUCAGAGGAGUUGCUGGUGUACUUCAUUGAGCAGGUAUCUAUUGAUUACUCUACUAUCAUAUUACUUUUACUCAUGUGAGGUCACACACCAAAAGAAAAAUCCUGGCUACUUCACUGUGCGCUUUCACGGCAUCAUCCAUUAGUGCGUUCUUUGGUUGAAGCUGCGGGAAGCAGAAUUUGGGUUUCUAGGCCUCAUUUCCUUUACGCCUUAGAACAGCAAACCAGGAGAUGGCUGCUAUUUAUUUCCCUUUUCGAUUUCUCUCCCCUCCCAUUCCUGUUUGAGCAACAGCUAAGCAUGGUUUAUCUGCAGGGAAAGAAGGAAUGCUUCGCAUCGUGCCUCUUCAUUUGCUACGAUCUGAUUCGACCAGAUGUGGCUCUCGAACUGGCCUGGGUGAACAAUAUGAUCGAUUUCGCUUUCCCAUAUCUGCUGCAGGUAAAUGCCAUGAAAACGCUCGGUAGCCUUUACUCACGGCUCAGCUUCUGUGACCAGAUAUUCUUUCUCCACCCAUUCCUCACCCGAGUCCUCCCUCCCCCCAUGCUUGCAGUUCAUUCGCGAGUAUGCCGGUAAAGUAGACGAGCUCGUGAAGGACAAACUUGAGGCCCUCAGUGAGGUGAAGGCCAAAGAGCAGGAAGAGAAGGAGAUGGUCGCCCAGCAGGUAGCCAGCUGCUUUAACCCCACACUCUCCUCGUCUAUUACUUCAUCCAUUAGUGAAAUUCUUCUACCCGUGUUCUACCAGAAUAUGUACGCACAGCUUCUGCCUCUCGCCCUGCCGGCUCCCCCGGGCAUGGGCGGCCCUUACGGAGUUCCGCCGCCCAUGCCCGGCAUGGGGGUUCCCCCUAUGCCGGCAUACGGCAUGCCGCCGAUGGGCGGCUACUGA
Spirodela intermedia is the source of this 11726-nucleotide messenger RNA. Lineage: Eukaryota; Viridiplantae; Streptophyta; Magnoliopsida; Alismatales; Araceae. The record is from the annotation of a GenBank genome assembly.